Colletes gigas is the source of this 1185-nucleotide messenger RNA. RefSeq names its product putative gustatory receptor 28a. The record is from RefSeq and is a predicted model, not a curated record. The coding region runs from base 1 to 1185 and encodes 394 amino acids. Gene Ontology annotation, cellular component: axon; dendrite; membrane. The transcript has 8 exons. NCBI's taxonomy places the organism in Eukaryota, Metazoa, Arthropoda, Insecta, Hymenoptera, Colletidae. Gene Ontology annotation, biological process: sensory perception of taste.
AUGUCCGAGCCGAAAACUAUCAGACACGCCAUUAGACCGUUUCUCGUGAUAAAUUUUGUUACUGGUUUGGGAUGUUACGAGCUAAAGGAGAAACAACGGUUUAAGAACUGGAUCAAUAUCGCGUAUCCUACGAGCUUCGUGAUCACUUUCAACUUUCUAGUCUACUACACAAACUCGUACUUCUGCAACUACCUGUACGAUAUAUUCGGCCUUUAUAAAUCAAUAUUCUGGAUGAUCUUCUACUGCCACAUGAUCCUGAUGACCUUGCUGAUAAUUACAGCAAACAUGAAAAUACAGAUUCGUAUGUACGGAAUCCUUGUGCUAAUUCUUCUGGGAUCCUUGGCGACGACUUACUGGUGGCAAAUGGGGAUAAUCGCGCCGUCGAUGGUGAAAUUUUUAAUCGCAGCCUCUCUGUCCAUUCCAGUGGCCCUCAUAGGAGUCUCCAAUCUGUCUUUCAUCUUCUGGAUCAGUUACACGAGAAUGAAGUUCCAUCAACUGAACAAUCUGCUCCGAGCCAUGUUGGCCAACACGCCAAACUCACCGAUGCACAAGAGAAUCGUCAAGAUGAUACACGAUUACGACGGGAAGACGUUCAAAAACGAAUCGAUCCGCGGUGUCAACAGAAACGCGAACAUGAUGAGGGCGGUAAAACAAAUUCACCUGGAGCUGAUCAAGAUCUCGAGAAUCAUGAACGACUUCUACGGAAUACAGGUCCUCCUGACGAUGUUCAUUUCCCUCCUCUUGAUCACCUGCCUUUUGUACGUCACUUACAGAAUCAUAUGGCUCACUUUACCCGCCGAUCAGUUUCUGCAACAUAUAGGUCCUCUGCUCUUCUGGUUGGUCCUCUACAUGUUGAAGGUGUUCAUCACGAACAACGAGUGCACCAAAACGUCCGCCGAGGCAGCUGACACUGGCGAUCUAAUUUGCGAGCUUUACGAGCCAUCGACCACCAAAGGAUUUCGAGCAGAGAUUCGACACUUCACCCUGCAAAUGAUCCAGAACCCGUUAGUCUUUACAGCCUGCGGAUUUUUUGACAUGGAUCACACAUUUAUCCAAGGAGUUGUCGGAACGAUCACCACGUAUCUCGUGAUUCUAAUCCAGGUGGGUGAUAUUAGUCCAUACGGUGACGGAAGCUCAACGGCGAAUGCAACCAGUAAUGCGACCGUAUUGUCAAUUGUUUACUAA